GUUAAACUCUUUUUCCAGUUGAUCCAACCGCCUCGACUUCUUCCGGAAGUUUGUAUAGAGAACAGUUUCUUACGGGGCUUUCGACUUGAAUCUCUUUUUCCUUCGAAAAGUUCGCCAUUUAGCUUUGCCUCACAAAGGCGCAACCCCGCCAAAAUGUCGUUAACGAACAGCCGUUUUUACGAGGAGAAGUACCCGGAGGUCGACAGCUAUGUCAUGGUCAAUGUCAAGCAGAUCGCCGAAAUGGGCGCAUAUGUGAAGCUUCUCGAAUACGAUAACAUUGACGGAAUGAUCCUGCUUUCCGAACUUUCACGGAGACGUAUUCGUAGUAUCCAGAAGCUUAUCCGUAUCGGUCGCAACGAAGUCGUCAUCGUGCUCCGUGUUGACAAGGAGAAGGGAUAUAUUGAUCUUUCCAAGCGACGAGUCUCCCCAGAGGAUGUUAUCAAAUGUGAGGAGAGAUAUAACAAGAGCAAAGCGGUGCACUCCAUCAUGCGUCACGUUGCAGAGGCCACUCAGACUCCCCUCGAGACGCUAUAUCAAAACAUCGGAUGGCCUCUGAACCGGAAAUACGGCCACUCUCACGACGCCUUUAAGAUCUCUAUCACGAACCCCGACGUGUGGAACGAUGUUGAGUUCCCCAGCGAGGCCGUGAAGAAGGAGUUGACGCAUUAUAUCAGCAAGAGGCUUACGCCCCAGCCCACCAAGGUUCGCGCCGAUAUUGAGGUUACUUGCUUCGGCUAUGAAGGAAUCGAUGCGGUUAAGGCCGCUCUUCGUACUGCCGAGGAGGCCAACACUCCCGAUAGCCAGGUCAAGGUCAAGCUGGUCGCCCCUCCUCUGUACGUCUUGACUAGCCAGUGCUUGGACAAGGCUAUUGGUAUCAAGCAGCUUGAGGAAGCUAUCCAGAGAAUCGAGUCCAGGAUCAAGGAGGCUGGAGGUGGCUGCAGCGUCAAGAUGGCACCCAAGGCCGUCACCGAGCACGAUGAUGCCGCACUCCAGGAGCUCAUGGAGAAGCGUGAGCGUGAGAACAUGGAGGUCAGCGGUGACGAGAGCCAGUCUGAGAGUGAUGAAGGUGUUCCCGAGUAA
This is a messenger RNA of Aspergillus nomiae NRRL 13137, 1080 nucleotides long. Its product is annotated as translation initiation factor eIF2 subunit alpha. The transcript is spliced from 4 exons. NCBI's taxonomy places the organism in Eukaryota, Fungi, Ascomycota, Eurotiomycetes, Eurotiales, Aspergillaceae. The record is from RefSeq and is a predicted model, not a curated record. The annotation marks the transcript as partial. Gene Ontology annotation, cellular component: eukaryotic translation initiation factor 2 complex; eukaryotic 48S preinitiation complex; multi-eIF complex. Gene Ontology annotation, molecular function: RNA binding; ribosome binding; translation initiation factor activity.